UCCAACAAUACUGCAGUUGAGGUGCCUAGCCUGCUUCUAUAAACCGUAAAGUGGCUCAUCCAUCCACUCACGGCCACAUCGUAUCGCCCCUCAGUCUCCUGCCUGCUCCACUUGUGUUGGUGCCACCCAGAUCCGAUUUCCCAUCCAAACAUAUAGAGAAUCCUCAACUUCCAUUAGCAGCAGAAUGCAUGUAGCUCCUGGGCACGGCAGGUAACCAUUUUUUUUUGGAGUAGCAGCUCCUGUAGAUACACAAUGGAGUCCUCUCGCGGUGGUGCACCUUGUUCUGUUGACACAAGCGGCAGCGGCCUCAUCGACGGCGGCAGCGGCGGCGCGCGUCUGUUCCCGUGCCUGUUCUGCAGCAAGACGUUCCUCAAGUCGCAGGCGCUGGGCGGGCACCAGAACGCGCACAAGAAGGAGCGCGUCGCCGGCAGCCGCAGCUGGAAUGCCAGCGGCACCUCCUACGCCGCUGCGGUGGAGCUGGACGCGCUCGCCGCUGCCGGCAGCGCGCUUCCGGCCACGUCGUUGAUGUUCGUUGCAGGCGCCCCGCACUGCGGCGGGCCGGUCGCAAGUGGGGCCAGGGCUGGGGAGGCGUCUUACAGGGCCGCCGCCGCGGCGGCGCUGAGCUUGGAGCUGGAGAGGUGGACCGGUGGCCACAAGCCGCCAGCGGUCCUCCACGGCGGCGCCGGCCCGAUCAAUGAGACGCUCAACUGGACAAGGGGAACGCAGGCGUCUGCCGCGGCCCCCAAGGCGUCGCCGGACUCCACCGCCGCCGGCGUGGAGCCCGACCUCGAGCUGAGGCUGUAACGGGCGCGCGGCGUUCUGGAUCAUCCAUGACAGUGGCGGAGGUACUACUUGAUUACUUCUAAACAAAUCCUGAGAGGGAGAGGAGCUCCAAGAGUACAGUUAGCUUGCAGAUGCAGUGUGUGUGCUUAUCUGGUCAUCACUUGCUUGAAGCUGAUGUCAUUGUUGCCAGCUCCACAGAUAGCUGCUGCUGACUUGUCCAAGCAAGCAAGAAGGCAAAGAGCUCUGCUGAUUUUUCCUUGAA
Panicum virgatum (switchgrass) is the source of this 1045-nucleotide messenger RNA. RefSeq lists its product as uncharacterized. The record is from RefSeq and is a predicted model, not a curated record. Bases 253 to 804 code for a protein of 183 amino acids. Gene Ontology annotation, molecular function: DNA-binding transcription factor activity. Lineage: Eukaryota; Viridiplantae; Streptophyta; Magnoliopsida; Poales; Poaceae. The transcript has 2 exons.